Vespa velutina is the source of this 10463-nucleotide messenger RNA. RefSeq names its product epidermal growth factor receptor (gene Egfr). NCBI's taxonomy places the organism in Eukaryota, Metazoa, Arthropoda, Insecta, Hymenoptera, Vespidae. The record is from RefSeq and is a predicted model, not a curated record. Gene Ontology annotation, biological process: positive regulation of cell population proliferation; positive regulation of kinase activity; protein phosphorylation. The transcript has 13 exons. Bases 4100 to 8482 code for a protein of 1460 amino acids. Gene Ontology annotation, cellular component: basal plasma membrane; signaling receptor complex. Gene Ontology annotation, molecular function: transmembrane receptor protein tyrosine kinase activity; ATP binding.
AUAUAUAUAUAUAUAAAUACCUGCAUUCGAUUAAACAUAUCGACGAAGGAGAAUUCGGCGAACGCUGCUUUUUAAAUUUUCGAUCGUCGGUCCGAUCUCUUAAUGAUACGGUUCUUCGUCAAGAAAAUCUUCUCGAAGUGCAUAUCAGUAAUGUAUGUAUAACAAAAUUGGAAAUGAUAUCGCGUAGAUAAAACGAAACGAAACGAAAAGAAAAAUUGAAAAAAAAAGGAAAACGCAAAAGAAAAGUGAAAAAAAUUUCCUUCGUGGAUCAAGGAGUACUCAUUUUUUGCAUACGUCACGACGAAUCGUAUUUUACUAUAUUAAUUUCUUUCAUAUUACGAGAUUUUAUCUCAUAUUAUACGAUUAAACGAUCCGGAUUUAAAAAAGGACCGAAAAUAAAAUAUAUAUAACGUCUUUUCAUGGGAUCGAUCGUUUUCAUCCGUUGAUACGAUCUUACGCGAGAUCGUUCAAUGCGCGACGAGAUUAAAUAUUUUAUGUUUCCUUUCUUUCUUUCUCUUUCGUUUUUUUUUUCUUUUUUCUUUAUUUCUUUUAUUUCAGUUGAAUUGUCACACUUACAAUGCGUUUGUUUUUCUUUUCUUUUUUUUUUUUCGCGCUGUACUCUAUCUAUCGUAGCGCGAAGCAUAUUGAGUUCGUGACGUUAAUGACUCAAGAGUAAAUGAAAUAUAGUAAGUACAGUAAGAGCGAACUAUACGUAUUGUUAGACGCGGAGCUUGAAUACAUAUAAAAUACGUUAUAAUGAUUAAAGGACACGUGCGCACUGAACAAAUACAUCUUGUUAUUUAUAAUAAACGAAUUCGAAAGCAAAUAUUUAUCAUUUCUACUAUAUAAUUUUGCUUGACGUUCCUCCUUUCACAUUUAUAUUUUAUUUUUACUUCAUAUGUGUAUUAUUUUUAUUUCACUUGCCGAUUAUUAUCAAUCGCAGGAAACGAAGUGAAAGUUUCUCACUUAUCUUAUAUUUUAAUAAUAUAUAUCUUCUACAUUAUUUCGUAAAAAUAAAUCGAUAAAAUAUUUCAUUGAUAUAACAAAUCGAAAAUUUUUAUUUACCAAUUUCUUUCUUGUUUAUAGAAAUUGCUUUAAUAAAACGAAAAACUUUCUUUCGUUAUCGUAAGAUAUUCUUAAUGCUAAAAAUGUACGCGUUUCUCGGUGAUAUGAAAAUGUCAUGUCUACAUACGUACCUUCUCAUGUACAUAAUCGAGAUAGAAAAAAAGAAGUGUAAAACCGAUAAAAAGUAAACCUGGUAGGCUUAUACUUCCCGUCAAUUUUCUCACGACUCUUUUGGCUUGUUACAACAUUUCGAACACCCACUUGGUCACUCGCGUGGAAAGAUUAAAAGCACGAGUAAUAUCUUUGCAUUCUACGAGGUUAACUACUCUUACUCUUGAAUAUUUAAAAACUUGAAUGAUUAAUAAACGGAAUAAUGAUCGAUGCAAAAUCGAAUGUUUUAAAUUAACGAAUUAAAAGUUAUUGAGAAUAAAGAAGAAACGUAGUAAUUUAAGUGGAAAACUUUUUUUCCCGAUUUUUGCGAACAAUGCGUUCGAAAAAAAAAAAUAUUUCUUCGCAGAGCGUUUCGAAACAAUGAACGUUAAAUUAAUUGCAAAUAAAAAAUGUAGAAGAUGUAAAAGGCUAAAAAAAAAAAAAAAAAAUUCCUCAUUCCUUUUUCGUACAGGUAUUUGUUAAUUUAUAGGUAUUUACUAAGCUACACGAAGAGUUUUGAACGAAGAAAAGUUUUCUCGCAUACGAGCGAUCGCACGUACAACACUCGAUCGCGUACGUGUUUCAAUGACGAGAAACCAGUUCCCUUCGGCGAUUUUUGCGACGAUAAAACGAGACGCGUCUUCGGGGAAUCGACGGCAUCGUACGUAAGUGCAUUUACCCUCUCUGAUUUGCAAUGAUCGAUCGUGCACGCGUAUGCACGUACACGCAUAUGUACUUACUUUUUCUUUUCUUUUCUUUUUUUUUUUUGCGUUUUGGCAUAAUCGGAAACUUACUUACGGCUUUCUCGCUACAUCCUCUUUUUCUUUAACCAGUACGUCAUUCCAACUUCGUUGCUUUCAUCGUCGUUGUCCAUUUUUUCUUCUCUCGGUUGAUCGUUGGAUCAAGUGGACCGUUGCAAAAUUCAAAAUACAACAGUAGUACAAAAUUAACGAAUUACAAACGACAUUAAUCCGAACGAAAGAGAACUGAAGAAAUUUCGUUAUGAGACACGCGAAAUAUGAGAUUAAUAAUAUGAAUGAUCGAAUUAAAAAAAAAUAAAAAAAUAAAAAAAAAAAAGAAAUUAAAGGAUGAAAUUACGUGUGUAUCCACGAAGAACGACUUGAGUAGAGAUAGAAACGACUUCGAGAAAGUCCGGUAAUUUCCGUGAGAGUUCGACGGCGUCGUUAAUCGGCCCCGCCGGUGGCGCCGUCUGUCGCGCUUUAAACGAAACCUCGCUGGUCUUUGACAAGGCGCGCGUAUUCUUGAGUCGACUAGCGUGGGAGUAAGAGCAGUUGCCCCCGACGCGAAGACGGUCGACAAGGUGGUCGCCGCGACACCUUACCCACCGCUCGAAACGCGUCUCUUUCUUGUGCACGUCGACCUCUUCUAUCUUCUGUGUCGGGAUUUAUACUAGUGAAAUUGGCAAUAAAAAAUUUCUUAUUAUCGUCGGACAUUUUUGCUACAAAGUGUUUCUUUUAUUUACUUAUUACACGUACACAAACCAAGAUUCAAUCCAUCGUCGUGAAUUUCUCUAGUGUUUCACUAGUAUGUUGAAAAAGGAAGAAACGAAUAGGGAAAGGAGAUUCAUCAUUUCAUUUGUCCUCGAUGAAAAUUACGAGGAAUGUUAAGAUAAGACGAACGAAGAAAGGUGGAAAAAGAGAGCGCGAAGUUUGAAAUCAAGUGUAUCGAGCAAGUGCCAUCAUUGCUCGGAAAAAAAAAAAUUAAAUAUAAAUAAAUAGAAGAAGAAGGAUAGGUCGAUGUACGUAUACUCGUUAUCCGCCUUGAAGAUUUUUCUUCUUCGAAAAGACGCGAGAGUUUCGUUGUUGUGUGUAUAUUACGGGAGUGUAGUAACGUCCACAUGUGCGGUGUUUGUGUAGUAGUCGAUAUGCGAGGAUCUUCGUGAAGGUGUUUGCGAAGAAGCAGAGUCUCUUCCUUCUUGCGUCCUCGCUCUGGAUACAGGAUUAAACAUGGGACUGGGCACUAUCUUCGUCCUCUACGUCUCCUUUAUGCUGAUCUACUCUGAUCAGGCGGACGUCAUCGAGGAAAGAGGUUAACGUCGACCUAUGUAAAAUUUCGAUCUCUGUCGUACAUCGAUCGACGAUUUUACAAUGAAACAAAAAAAAGAAAAAAAAAAGAAAAAAAAAAAGAAGAAAAAAGAGAGAAGCAAAAGAAAAAAGAAUUUACAAGAUUGGGACUCUAAUAUUAGAAAUUAUAGACAUUUUGGAAACGAUGAUAUCGACCUAACUUUAUUCAACGAGAAAAAUAUUGUAGAUGAUCCAUCCGAGAUCAGUAAGAGCUAGCUCGAGGAUUUAAUGACGGCGAUCAUAUUUAUUGGAUCAUUUUAACGACGCCUAUUGUACUCGUUUUAUAUACCUAAUUCUCUAUCGUCCGAGAUUUCUCCUUUUACCUCGAGCCGGCAAACAACAAAUUAUACCUUAAGAGUCCCGAUCUUUCGCCUGCGACCAUCAUUCGCAAGUCUAAUAUCGGCUCUCACGGCGACGUUUUAUUCGCGAUCUAUGCACGUAGAAGGACGAUCACGUUGAACGCUUCCAGGCACUUUCAUAAUCCUUGCAUCGUACUUGCGCAUAAAGAAGACAAAGAAAUCGAACGAAGAAAUCGAACGAGAACGUGCAUUUCAAGAAGAUCGAGAAAUGAAGGAUAUCAAUAUCGAUUGUUGUCGUCGAGUUUAUCCUGACACCGGAUAUGCACCGAGCCCGGUGAAAAGACAGCGAUGGCAAGAACGCCGAGAACGAGCCCUAGAGCCUCCACCGAUCAUUUUCAUCCUCACCCUCGUAACAAUCGAAGACAACGCGAAGAAGAGGCUUGCGUUCUCAAGGUCACCUUGGCAAGGCCCCCGACCUCGUGGAUGGCAUGAGAGCUCAUCAUGUUCAUCAACCACCGACACUGGCCAGGAGCGCUGUCGACUUUUAACAUCUUCGGGCUGACGUUACUACUACUAAUCGUCCUCGGCUCUUAUGAUGUCUCCGCGGAUCUUAAUUCGGAGUUCGUUAAAGGGAAAAUCUGCAUCGGAACAAAUGGCCGUCUUUCCGUGCCGUCCAACAAACACCACCAUUACCGGAAUCUUCGAGACCGGUACACCAACUGUACUUACGUCGACGGUAACCUGGAGAUUACGUGGCUCCAGAAUGAAACCCUCGAUCUCAGCUUUCUCCAAUAUAUACGAGAAGUCACCGGAUACGUCCUCAUUAGUCACGUGGACGUACGGAAGAUCGUCCUUCCUAGAUUGCAAAUCAUACGUGGAAGAACCCUCUUCAAACUCAAUAUUCACGACGUGGAGUUCGCUCUGUUCGUCACGAUGUGUCAAAUGCACAAUCUGGAGAUGCCGGCCCUCAGAGACAUUCUCAACGGAAGUGUGGGUAUGUACAACAACUACAACCUCUGCCACAUCAAAACGAUCAACUGGGAGGAAAUAAUUACGGGUCAAGGUGGGAAAUAUUUAUACGUCUAUAAUUUCACUUCGCCCGAACGUGUUUGUCCGGAGUGCGAUAAGAGUUGCGAGCAGGGUUGCUGGGGAGAAGGACCUGAGAACUGUCAGAGGUACUCGAAAACGAACUGCUCACCACAAUGCUGGCAGGGCAGGUGCUUCGGGCCCAAUCCACGAGAGUGUUGUCAUCUUUUUUGCGCUGGUGGCUGCACUGGCCCUAAACAAAGCGACUGUCUUGCUUGCAAAAACUUUUUCGACGAUGGAGUUUGUACACAGGAGUGUCCGCCAAUGCAAAAAUAUAACCCGACAACUUACUCGUGGGAAGCUAAUCCUGAUGGAAAAUACGCUUACGGAGCAACGUGCGUUAGAAAAUGUCCUGAACAUCUUUUGAAGGAUAAUGGAGCUUGCGUAAGAUCUUGUCCACCAAAGAAGAAAGUUUUGAAUGGCGAAUGUGUACCUUGUGACGGUCCCUGUCCUAAGACAUGUAAAGGAGUUGAAAAGGUUCAUUCCGGUAACAUCGAUAGCUUCAAGGACUGCACAAUCAUCGAAGGAUCCAUCACAAUUCUCGAUCAAAGUUUCGAAGGAUUCCAAGACAUUUAUCCGAAUUUUACUUUCGCCAAACGUUACAAAAAAAUGCAUCCUGAUAAAUUGGAAGUCUUCAGUACGUUAAAAGAAAUCACAGGGUAUUUGAAUAUUCAAGGCGAUCAUAAAGAUUUUACGAAUCUUUCAUAUUUCCGUAAUCUCGAAGUGAUCGGUGGUAGAACCUUAACGGAAUAUUUUUCAUCUUUGUACAUCGUAAAAACGUCCUUGGUAUCGUUGGGUCUGAGCGCAUUGAAAAAGAUUUAUUCUGGUGCUAUCGCCAUAUUGGAGAAUAAAAAGUUGUGCUACGCACAGAGUAUUAAUUGGAGCAGAAUCAAGAAAUCUUCGGAACACGACAGCUUAUAUUUGAACAACAGAAACGAAAGCGAUUGCAAAGCAGAAAAUUUGGUAUGCGAUGAACAAUGCUCAGAUGAAGGAUGUUGGGGUCCUGGGCCAGCUCAAUGUUUGUCUUGUAGAAACUUCAUCUUAGGAAAUGACUGCCUUCAAGAUUGCGUUGCAUCUGGAAUUUACCAAGCGGACGAGAAAACUUGUAAAUUAUGCCACGAAGAAUGCGACGGCUCUUGUACCGGACCGAAUGCCGAACAUUGUACCAAGUGUAAACACGUUAGAGAUGGUCCCUAUUGUGUUCAGGAAUGUCCGUCUUCAAAGUAUAACGAUAAUGGCCAAUGUAAACAUUGUCAUGAAAAUUGUGUGGGUGGUUGCGAAGGUCCAGAAAACAAUAUAGGAGCUAACGGAUGUCACAGCUGUGAAAAAGCGAUUAUGAAUGGUCAUAUACCUGCAGGAUGUUUACAAAAAAGGGAACCAUGCCCAGAUGGACAUUAUUACGAGUGGGUUAGUCCACAAGAGCAAGGUGCUUUAAAAUCUCUUGCAGGUAAAGCUGUAUGUCGAAAGUGUCACCCACGUUGUAAAAAAUGCAAUGGUUAUGGUUUUCACGAACAAGUGUGUCAACAAUGUACAAAAUAUAAAAGAGGAGAACAGUGUGAGGACGAAUGUCCUGCCGACCAUUUUGCUGAUGCGGAAACGCAAUUAUGUAUACCCUGUUUUGGGGAAUGCCGUGGUUGUUUCGGUUCUGGACCCAAUCAAUGCUACAAAUGCCGUAAUUACAAAAUUUAUAUCGAUGGCGAUCCAAAUGAUAAUUCAACAUCUUUCAAUUGUACCGAAACUUGUCCACCGGAAUAUCCACAUAAAAUCUUCCCUCAGGAUAAUGAACCCUACUGUUCCUUAGAAAUCAUCAGCCCUGGCUUUCAAAUAGAAAACGAACUUCGACCUGCUAUCGUUGCCGGUGCUGUCGUUUUCAUAGUGGUAUUCGUUGUAGUGGCAUCGAUAAUCACUUAUCAAUGGCGUAUGCAUGCAAAAGCUAAAGAGAAUACCGUAAAAAUGACAAUGGCAUUAACAGGCUUGGAUGACAACGAACCGCUUCGACCAACAGGUGUAAAGCCAAAUUUGGCGAAGUUACGUAUAAUCAAAGAAGAAGAGAUGAGAAAGGGUGGCAUCUUAGGUUACGGAGCUUUUGGUAAUGUCUAUAAAGGUGUUUGGGUACCGGAAGGUGAAAAUGUGAAAAUUCCAGUCGCCAUAAAAGUUUUACACGAUGGUACGGGUACGAAUACUUCGAAAGAAUUUCUCGAUGAAGCAUACAUCAUGGCUAGUGUCGAACAUCCAAACUUGUUACAAUUGCUGGCUGUUUGUAUGACGUCACAGAUGAUGUUAGUAACACAAUUAAUGCCAUUAGGCUGUCUGUUAGACUUCGUACGAAGAUACAAAGAUAAGAUAGGCUCAAAGGCUCUGUUAAAUUGGUGUACCCAAAUAGCAAGAGGUAUGGCUUAUCUCGAGGAAAGAAGGCUGGUUCAUAGAGAUCUGGCUGCACGCAAUGUACUCGUUCAAACACCAAAUUGUGUGAAAAUCACAGAUUUUGGAUUGGCGAAACUUUUGGAUAUCAACGAGGAACAGUAUAAAGCAGCGGGUGGGAAAAUGCCGAUAAAAUGGUUAGCAUUAGAAUGUAUACAACAUCGUGUUUUUACUCACAAAUCCGACGUGUGGGCAUUUGGUGUUACUAUUUGGGAAGUACUCACAUAUGGUGGUAGACCAUAUGAAAGUGUACCGGCAAGAAAUGUUCCUGAAUUGUUGGAAAAAGGUGAAAGAUUGCCACAGCCUGUUAUCUGUACUAUAGAUGUUUAUAUGAUUAUGAUCAAAUGUUGGAUGUUGGAUGCGGAAUCUAGGCCUAGUUUUAAAGAACUAGCCGAAGAGUUUGCUAAAAUGUCUAGGGAUCCUGGUCGAUAUCUUGCCAUUAAAGGAGACAAAUACAUGAGGUUACCGUCAUACACUUUACAGGACGAGAAAGAAAUGAUCCGAAAUCUCGCAUCAGCUAUGGAUGGACCAGAAGCAUUAGUAGAUGCCGAUGAAUAUCUUCAACCAAAAUCGAGAGCACCUGUACCACCUGGUAUUUCAGUGUCUAGUACUUCCGAUUCUCCACCACAUUCGCCUGUUAAAACAUGCUGGCCAAAUGGUAAGCCACUGGCGGCGGAUUCUCCAAUACCGCAAAAUCAACAAAACUGGGAUAGGGAAUUAUUGAGAUAUAAUUCGAAUCAUGGAAAUGGAAAUGCGUCUCAUGAGCCUGGAAAUUCUGGACAACAUGGUCAUUAUGCUCAUCCGAAUGGACAUUGUGGACACGUUGUAGGUUCUGAUAGUUCAAGUUCGAGAUACUGUUCCGAUCCAUUAAAAAUGGUCGUUGUCAGAGAUUGUGACGUAACAGACGACUGUUUCAAUACCGAGGUAAAUACGGCACACCAACAAGCACAAGUAGGCAAUCUUAAAUUAGAUUUGCCGUUGGACGAAGACGAUUAUUUAAUGCCAUCGCCACAGCUUCCAACCAAUACAACUCAAUACAUGGAUCUCAUAGGAGACACAAAACCUUCAGACUCAGAAUCAAAACGAGUGAACAAUGGUUAUCGAAAGUAUCCAGAAUUCUUGACGAUCCAAGGGAAAACAUCGUUAGAUAAUCCAGAAUAUAUAAUGUCACAAGAUGAAGGACCUCUAACGCCUCAAACUCUAGGAAUUCCAACACCGGAUUUAGAAAAGGUCUUAACGAACGGAGCAUUUGGUUCUCAAGUUCGGCAAAGAAGUUCCGAAGAGGAAUCGGAUCACGAAUAUUACAAUGAUUUCGAUAGACUUGAACGCGAAUUACAACCGCUAAAACCUUUUAGGAAGAAUGAAACAACCGUUUGAUUGUACUCAAAUCGUGAUUUCAUUAAAACUUAUACAGGAGAAUAAUAAGUUUCGUGACUUCGAGAAGUAAUCGACGAAUAAGAUUUACGUAUGAAAUCAAAAGUGUGCAUUUCGUUUGUAAAACAGUCGGAGAAUAAAAAUCGAACGUCACGGAAAAUACAUAUUUGUAUCCAAAGGACGAUUACUCGAAUGAGUAUGUCUUACAGUACUUACAAAGGACGCUUCGUUCAAGUGCCGCGCUCGAUUGUGAUUAGACUUAAGUCGUAUGAUACGAGAAUUGUGAAAGAUGUUCGAUUGAGAAACAGAAUGAUAGAAUUUAGGAUAAAUCGGACGACGCCACAUAAAACGAGCGAAAGCGCAUAUUAUUAUGCGUUAUCCGCUUUCAAGCGAAUAAAUAGUGCAAACAUUUUUCUUAAUGUGCCAUUUGCCAUGGCUUGUAAAUAAAUUGUUACCUAAAAAUCUGUAAGAUUUAUUGAAAGUUUAGAGAGCUUUGGCGUAAGGUAACGACAUAAGGCUGCACGAACAAUACACAAUCGUUUCUCUUUCCUUUCACUUUGAAAAAUUUUAUAUCAUUCUAAUAAUAAUUGAAAUGCUUGAUCGAUCGAAAACAUCUGUCUCUACAUAAUAGUAUGACACGACGAUUCGACAAUCUCGUUCUUAGAUAGGUACAACCUUGCCUCAAUGACUGACCUUUUAGAGAUAUCGAUAAUUUUGAAUAUAAUAUAACGCGAGCAAAUCUAUUGUUGGGAUCCAAAAAGAUCCAUGAACGUUUGGAUUGCCCAUAGUGGAGCAUCGUGCGGUUAGCCGCUGACUGUGAUAAAAAAGACAUUCUAUUUUACCUUGGGAACACUUAAAUAUCGCGACGGCUACUCUUAUUUCUUUUUUCGCUCCUUUUUUGUUAUUUUUUUUUUUUUUUUUUUUUUAUUAUAGUACGAUCCUCUCAGACAAAUUAUUAAAGAGUGAGAUACAGAAAAAGAGAAAACCGUCAUCAACGUAAAUUUCCCUUACAAAUACGAAAUAAUAUUAUCGUGUCUCUACUUAAAAAUUUUAUAUCAUUUUCUCUUUCUUAGUCUGAACACGCACUGUUUGUUUGGACGAUCCUUUUCGAUGCUUUUGUUAUGCUAUUGUUUUUUUUUCUUUCUUUCUUUUUUCUUUUCUUUCCUUUUUUCGAAAACUCAAUUAAAUUGAGUUAAAUCGAAUUCAAAUGAUGAUUUCGAUUUUUAUACGAAAUACGAUUGUAAAUAAAUUAGCGAUUAGUAGUAUUCUAAGUAAAAACUUCCACGACGGUGGAAGUUGGAAGUACUUGAAAAAGAAGCAUACCUAGUUUUAUUGCCUAAAUCGAAACGGGCUGUAUAAAAAUAUAGUUAUACAGUGACGCACCGUGUAACAUUAGGGUAGGAUGUGCCAUGUUUGUACAGGAAAGAAAGUAUGAGAUGAUUUAAAUGGAUCUAUGACCUGUGUAUGUAUUUAAAAAGAAAAAUUUUUUAAAGAAACGAGACCUCUUUCUCGGCCACCCGAUACAUUUAUUAUGAAUUGAUAUACGCGUAUGCUAAAUUGGUGUUAGCGAGAUUAAAAAAGAUUUUUGAUCGGUACAUAUUAUUUCUGUGAUAAGUAAUAAAAAAAACAAAGAAAAAAGCAAAUAUAAUCUUUAUGUUAAUACGAACAAGAAAAUAUUAUCAAUUUCUAUAUUGUUAUUGUAAAGUAAAAACAAAAGAUAAAACAAUUUGAUAACAUACAAUAUUGCUACGCGUAACACAAUGUCUUAUAUAAGAUAAUAAAAGAUGUAAAGAGGAGAGAGGAGGUGGAGCGCCAGUGCGAAUUGUGUAUAUUACGUUUAAGCGUUACUAAUUAUUAUUAAUAACAUUCAUUUUGUAAUAUAUAGAUCAUCACGCCGCGCUGAAUAACAGAAGAAUCGAAGAAAGAGAAGAUAAGCGUUGUUUUUAAAAGAUUUUGUUUUUUCUAAAGAUCUCUAUCGUUCUCA